GAAUCUGGAAAAGAUUUCUGUACAAAAAGCGACUUAGUUACCCCACAAAACCGUAUAUCGUAUUAACACGUCUUACAAAAGUUCCAGAGAAUCAUUCCUAAAUCAAGUCCUUGAUUUCCAUCCAUGCUCCAAGUAAGAUAGAGGCAACGAAACAGGUUGUACUUCCUACUUUGAUGUCAAAAAAUGUUCUAUUGGAAAUGUUGUUAGUCAGCAAACCCCCCAUACUUCCACAAAAUAUUCAUAAAAAAUUCUUGCCUUUUCCUUAACGAGCAGUGGAAGCGAGGAGCUCGAGUUCAUACGCAUAGAGGCGCUCAAUCUUAAAAUGACCCUUCUAGUCCAUCAGGGUCCUGACAAGCUAUACCCAAUUGAGGUGGCUAGUCUUCCUGCCACCGCGGCGAUUGGGGUGGUUGGAAAUAUUCUUGUGAAGGAGGGUGCUUCACAAGAUGCCGUACAAGCCGCGGAUAAAUGGCUACUGUAGUAUGCAUGAUAGAAUAUCGGCUUGGUUUUGGUGAAAUGGUCCUCAUAUGCCCUCAAAUGGAUGUGCUCAACUAGAUACUCUUAGAGACCUCGGCUGAUGACUUACCUUUCUAUUCCAUUCGGCGGCAAGCGUUUUUGCAGCACCCUCCCCAGAGAGAAUAGCUCACAUACGAAAUGGGCUCAGGUCCUUCUUUUUAAAAUAAUAUGAGUGAAUUAUCAGGGAUAAGUAUGAAGUUGUGUGAAAGGUGGUGAUGGUCGCCCGAGGUACAACAUUUUCGUCCCGUUUCAGCCCUAUUACAGAUUAUUUUAAGUUAUAUCAGGUAACAGUGCUCAGAGGAGGAAUAGUGGUAAAAGCGACUAUUACCCUUUGCGAUGCAUAAUGCUUAGUCUAAUAAUCGACCCUAUUCCAUUCAUUACGAGUGUAUGUGUGUGUGAGGGGGUGGAUAAUAAAAUAUUUUAUACUAUGCAAAUAUUCUUCUUUUUUUCUAGUCCUUAUAUAAACAUCCCUUAAAUCGAUGUUGCUUUCAGAGGUAUUUUAUUGAGGAGAAUUCGAUGUUUCGGGACGUUCAUGUUGUGAUGUCGCUUUCACGCCUAAAACUAUUCCCUUCUCCCCUGUAUGCGGUACCUUUAAAGUGCGGCUUAGGCACCGUAGUCUCAUUUCAAUUCUUUCCUCAGGGGUGCGGGAUUUCUCGGGUUGCUUCCUUUCCCAGCCGAAGCGAACGCGAUGCAAGGGCUCGAUGAAGGGGGUCGUCCGGCCGCCCCUGUGCAUCAGAGCCUCGAGGUCGAAUGCGCAGCCCUGAUCCUGCACUUUGACGGCCCCGGCAGCGUCGUCCUGAUGGGGGGGCGUGGCUCCAUUUUCGGUGCCGGUCUCGCCCGCAACGUCCGUUACAAUUUUGCGCAGUGCAGUGUGCCGGUUGAGGUCCCUGGGCGCGCCAGGCUCGACCUCACAGGGGCCGUCACCUCCCACCUUUGUGUCCUGGACGCCGCAGUGGGGGAUCUGCACGCGGUCCUCGACGCGGCCCGCGCGGACGCCCGCCGGCAGCUCCACCUCCAGGCCCCGGCGGCGGACGAGGAGGCCUACGCAGGGCCAAGGGUGUUGGUGGUGGGGGGGCCGAAUGUCGGCAAACGCAGCCUCUGCCGCGCCCUGAUGAACCUCGCCGUGCGCGAGAAGGGGCGCGGUGUGGCUUUCGUCGACGUGGAUGUGGGGCUGCCGAGCAUCUCGGCCCCCGGCAGCGUCGCCGCGGCGUUUGUGGAGGAGCCCAUCCCCGUUGACGACGGCUUCAACGCCGUGAUGCCGCUGAGCUUUUUCUUCGGCUGCGAGGUCGUGGCGAGCGCGACGCGGAAGCGCUAUUUGGACCUUUGUGCGUGCAUUGCGCAGGCGGUUACUGCGGUUGGCUUUGCGCGGCCGCAUUUUCAGUGUGGCGGCAUGAUCAUUAACACCAUGAGCUGGACAACGGGACUCGGGCUAGACGUGCUGAUCGAACUCGCCGCCAUUUUUUCCGCGACGCAUAUUAUCGUUGCGGGUUCAGACCUGGCACUGGAGACGACAAUGGAGAAUUCUGUGCUGGGUCGAAGCGUGAAUGUAAUGCGGUAUCCUAAACAGUCGCUUAUCAUGAAGCGUAGUGCCUCACUCCUCACAGAGAUGCGAACCCAACAACUGGUUUCGUACUUCCUCGGAACUCCGCGAACACUGCUUUCGUCUGCUCGACUCGUGGCGAAGACCUCUGAGGUCUACUUUUUGAACGCCCUAACUCUCGACCUGAUGUCUUGGCAUGAUAUCAAGUCCUGCUGUAUAGCGUCUGUGGUGCACGCGGACAGCAUAGAAACUGCUGCGGAAGCGAACGUGGCGGGGUUUAUCGUCCUUUUAGAGAUUGGAAAACGCUUCUUUUCUUUCCUCUCUCCAGCCUCCAGCGGCAUUCCAAAACCCUAUUUACUGGUCUCGAGCGCCAUUUCUUUUCCCCUGUCUAAGGUCCCGCCCUUGGGACAGACUUAA
This is a messenger RNA of Phytomonas sp. Hart1, 2470 nucleotides long. NCBI's taxonomy places the organism in Eukaryota, Euglenozoa, Kinetoplastea, Trypanosomatida, Trypanosomatidae. The record is from the annotation of a GenBank genome assembly.